AUGGUCAAGUUAAUCUUCGUUCUGCUGUUCAUUAAGAUGACAUCGCCAGCUGAGUUCUCCCUCAGUUUCUACCUGUCAGCCACCGAGAUUCCUGCCAAGGUUUCCACAACCAUUGUACACUCACAGUUUGUGGGUGUGGUCAUGCUGAAUAACGAGGUGGUGGGCUACUACGACAGCAAAAACAACAAGACUGCGGAACCCAAGCAGGCGUGGGUCCGAGCCUUCCUAAACGCAACACCCAAUCACCUGGAGUGGUACAACACACUAUGCCAGCGCCACCACAGCGACUUCAACACAGACAUUAGUAACCUGAAGCACCGUUUCAACAAGUCGGGAGGCAUGCACAUCAUCCAGCGGGUGAGCGGCUGCGUGUUCGACAACGAAACGGACGCGGUGACCGGUUUUAACCGUUACGGCUUCAACGGUGAGGACUUUAUCCUGUUGGACCUGGAAAAGAAGAGAUGGAUCGCAACACAUCCGGCAGCCGUCACCACCAAAAUCAAUUGGGACAAAGAGACGGCCACCAUCGAAUACAUGAAGUACUUCUACUUGGUUGAAUGUCGCAAAUUGAUCAAGAAGUACAUGGCUUUUGGGGAGGAGCACCUGAGCAAACAAGCGUAUCCCAAAAUGGCGCUCCUCCAGAAGACGCCCCAGUUGCCAGUCUGUUGCCACGCUUCGGGCUUCUACCCGUAUUAUGCCGCCAACCUGUUUUGGAGGCGAAACGGCAUAGAGGUCAAGAAGCACGUUGAACGCGAGGUUAUCAAGCCUAACCACGACAGAACCUUCCAGAGGAGCGUGCACCUCAAUGUGACGGCCAUCCCGGAGCACGAAUGGCCCGAGUAUGAAUGCGUCUUUUAUUUUGACGAGCACCUGGAAGACAAAUUGGUCACCGUCUUGGACAAAGCUGUGAUCAGAACCAACUAUUUGGCUCCAGGACUAGUUCCGCGUGGUUUGGUGUUCGGAGGCCUUGUCACUGUUCUGCUGUUCUUCGUGGCUGGUGUUUCUGUGGUGUGCUGGUUUUGGAGAAUAGAAGACGACAACGAGGAAGAGAAAUGA
Molecule: messenger RNA, 1056 nt
Organism: Nerophis lumbriciformis (worm pipefish)
Lineage: Eukaryota; Metazoa; Chordata; Actinopteri; Syngnathiformes; Syngnathidae
Source: RefSeq, a predicted model, not a curated record